This is a messenger RNA of Entamoeba invadens IP1, 1170 nucleotides long. RefSeq names its product serine/threonine protein kinase HT1, putative. The coding region runs from base 1 to 1170 and encodes 389 amino acids. Lineage: Eukaryota; Evosea; Mastigamoebida; Endamoebidae. Gene Ontology annotation, molecular function: protein kinase activity; ATP binding. The transcript has a single exon. The record is from RefSeq and is a predicted model, not a curated record. Gene Ontology annotation, biological process: protein phosphorylation.
AUGUCACUAAGAAAUGGCGUUUGUGUUAAUCGUUCAGAAAUUGAUUUUAACACUGACUUGGACGAAAUUCCAAUUUGUGAAGAAACUCGACAACUUCUAUGUAUUGGAAAUAACUCAGAAAGAACAAUGAAAGUUCAAAUGAGUGUUUCGUCGAACGAACAGAAAUUUUUAAUCCGAACGAACCCGCCAGUUGUUACUUUAAAACGCGGAUUUGCAUGUGAAUUUGAAAUUUUUGUGAAACCAAAUUACACAACUAAAUUCUGUUCGAAAGCUAAAAUUGUAUCAAAGUCUUUGCAAAGUGGCGUUGAAACAAUCAACGAAAUAACAAUCAAAGGAGUCACACAAAUAUCCACACGACUUGAUCCCGAUGAAUUAAUAGAAGAGAAGAAAAUCGGAGAAGGUGGAUUUGGUGUAGUUUAUAAAGGGACUUAUCGAGGAAAUGUAGUUGCAAUAAAGAAAAUGAGAGACUAUAAAGACAGCACUGAACUACUUCUGGAAUUUGAAAAUGAAAUCUACAUGUUAGACAAAUUUCGGAGUGAAUAUAUAGUCCAUUUCUAUGGAGCUGUGUUUAUCCCAAAUAAGAUAUGUAUGGUCACUGAAUUUGCACAAUAUGGAAGUUUGAAAGAUCUGAUGAACCAUAAAAAGACAAACGAAAUUGAUGAGAAAAUAAAAUUAAAAAUGAUAUUAGACGCUGCUAAAGGAAUUUUGUAUUUACAUGAAAAUGGGAUAUUACACAGAGACAUCAAGCCAGACAAUAUCUUGGUAAUUUCUCUGGACUUAAAUGAUAAAGUGAAUGCGAAAUUGACGGAUUUUGGAAGUAGCAGAAACGUUAAUUUACUGAUGACAAACAUGACAUUCACAAAAGGCAUUGGAACACCGGUUUUUAUGGCUCCUGAAGUGUUAAAUCAAGAGAAGUACAAACAAGCCGCAGAUGUGUAUUCAUUUGCAAUUUCGAUGUAUGAGUGCUUUGUAUGGGGAAAUGCGUAUCCAAAAGAAAAAUUUAAUUUUCCUUGGAAAAUAGCAGAAUUUGUAAACGAAGGUAAUCGCCUUCAAAAUCCAGGUACAAUAAAAAGUGAAAUAUACACUUUGAUUUGCAUGUGUUGGCAACAAGAACCAAAAAACAGAAUUCCAAUUAAAGUUGUUGUGGAAAAACUCGAAAAAGUUAUCUAA